CGCCUCCUAGCAGUACAGGUUGGUCAACUUGCCACGGCGCACCAAGAGGAGCAUACCACUUCAACAGAAUAUAAAACUUUCUUUUGAAAAAUCUUUAAUAGAGCUGCCAGUUGAAUGCGACGGUGAAUAGUUUAAGAGAAUGGGAUCGACAACCAGUUCUUGCACCUAGUAAUCUUUUCGCCACGAGUCUGAGACUCAUGAUUGCCAAUAUGCACGUUGCAAAAAAUGAGGGGUUUUCGUUUGCGGUUCGAAACCGUUUACAUAUCCAAAACCUUGACUGACACCUCGCCUUCACAAAAUAGACCAGGACCCCCUUCCAAGGCAGUCAAAACCGAUGACUUGAUGAAAAUCUACUCCACACAUUUGAAAACCAAACGGCAUGCAUGCGAUUACCCCCGCCCUUCUAUGAAGGGCAGACAAAAGAAUGCCAUGGACAAAUGUCACCAGCUCUCUGGUUGGGAGUCGAACCCGACAGCAUGUAGUGGCCGAUGCACUAUCAGAGAAUGAGUCCUGUGUUUAGGAAUUUAGAACGAGCGAGUGCCAGGGAGAUGGGUCUUGCACCUAAAGUCCUAUCGGCGCCACCCGGUCCAGCCCAAGAGUUGAAAGAACUAGAUAUAGUCGUUGAUGCGCU
Messenger RNA from Guyanagaster necrorhizus, 631 nucleotides. RefSeq lists its product as uncharacterized. NCBI's taxonomy places the organism in Eukaryota, Fungi, Basidiomycota, Agaricomycetes, Agaricales, Physalacriaceae. The record is from RefSeq and is a predicted model, not a curated record. The annotation marks the transcript as partial. The transcript is spliced from 5 exons.